GAUCAGUGAUUAGUUUCUGAUUUUAUUAUCAGAUGAUUGUGACGUAAUUUAUUUCUAUGAAGAGCAAAUAAUAGGUUACGUUGCUAUAUAGAACUUCCAAUCAUUAGAAUAAAUUAAUUGUAAUUGAAUUUUUUUAUAUUAAAAUGUGGGUGGAAGAAAUUGAUGAAUUUUUCAAAGGAUAUCUACCUUACUAUGUUUUACUUUUUUUACCUAUUUUCAUUCUUAUAUCUCCUAUAAAUCCGGUUCAAGCUUCCCAUGAAUUUCCUGUUUAUCGAAUGCACCACUUCGAUUUGAAUGGAUUAUCUCAUGGAAGCCGAGGAGCCUCCAUAAAUCUUGAGGCAAGAUCUAUCACCAAUUGGAAAUCAGCUAGACAUUGUGUUGUUACAAAAAUGAAAGAUUUGUCAGUUGGUCAAUUAAGAGAUGUUCUUACCAAAGCAGGAGCUUUAUUGAUUUUAAUUCCUAGUGAUUUGAGUAGCCUAUCUUCUGAUGAAAAAGAGCAUUUAUCAUCGCUUGAAAGUGCUCUCAUGAACCAAGAGACCUCUAUACCUGUUUAUUUCAUUAGAGACUCUCCAGAAUUUGAGCAUAUUUUUGCUGAAAUAGCGGAGAAUUCAGUUGCAAAUGAUUUAAAAAAAUCUGCAGCUGAAGCCCUAUUUUCUUCAGUGGCUGCUAAUGGUUAUCAAAUUGUUGUCUCACCUGGAACUCCUAAUAUUAAGAAAGAUGUCAAAAUAUCAACAAUUCAAGGACAGCUUGUUGCUAACAAUAUCAAAGAUGAAAAAAUUUCCACUAUUGCCGUUGUGGCUCAUUAUGACAGUUUUGGAAUAGCACCUGAAUUGUCUUUUGGUGCUGAUUCUAAUGGUUCUGGAGUGGUGAUCCUUCUAGAACUGAUCAGACUUUUCUCAGAGUUAUAUGGAGAUCCAAAAACACAUGGAAAAUUCAACUUGAUAUUCCUUCUAUCUGGAGGUGGAAAAAUCAAUUAUAUGGGAAGUAAAAAAUGGUUAGAAGAUCAAUUAGAUUCUUUAGAUGGAUCAAUCAUUCAGGAUGCAUCAUAUGUCAUAUGUUUAGAUACACUAGCAAAUAGUGACUCCUUAUAUAUGCAUGUCUCUAAACCUCCUAAAGAAGGGACAUCUUCACACUCCUUCUUCAGAGAACUGAAAACAGCUGCUGGACAGCACUCAAAUGUUACCGUAGAAGGAGUACAUAAAAAAAUUAAUUUAGCUGAUGAUAUAUUGGCUUGGGAACAUGAAAGAUUCAGUAUUAGGAGAUUACCAGCAUUUACUUUAUCCACAGUGAAAAAUUUCAGAGAUAAUUCUAGAAAUACAAUUUUCGAUGUAAAAAGUACAGUGAAUAUGGAUAGAUUAGAGAAUAAUGCAAGAUUGAUUGCUGAAGCCAUUGCAAAGCAUGUUUAUAAUGUUUCCAAAGAAGCCAUAUUAGGAGAGGUCAUUAAUAUAAAUAGGGGCCAUAUGGAAGCCUGGUUGGAUGUGAUAAGUAGCCAGCCUAGAUCAACCCAAAUACUUAGUAAUAAGGAUAAUUAUCUUGUUAAAAUAUUCAAAGAUUAUUUCGACCAACAUCUAGUUGAUACCAAAGUUUAUUAUGCAAGUCCCGAUAAGAGGGAUCCAGAGUUCAAUUUUUAUGAUAUUACCAAAAGUGUAGUCAACAUUUAUAGUGUCAAGCCAGCAGUCUUUGACCUUUUCUUAACUGUAGCAAUAGCAGUUUACCUUACAGUAAUUUAUUUCUUUGUACAAAAAUUCUCAUUGUUUUAUGAAGUGGCAUGCUCUUUAACUGUGAAAAAAAAGACUAAGUAAUUUGUAGCCUUCAAUUCCUUAGGUAGUAUUAUCUAGAAUCAUUUUCAUUUUUUGUUAUUCAAUGAUUAUUCUUUACUCAAUAGUUUUGUUUUCAUUGUCAUAUAGUUAAUUUAUUUGUUGCAAUAAAGUCUUUUCUAUUAUU
Messenger RNA from Harmonia axyridis, 1944 nucleotides. Its product is annotated as nicalin. Lineage: Eukaryota; Metazoa; Arthropoda; Insecta; Coleoptera; Coccinellidae. The coding region runs from base 144 to 1802 and encodes 552 amino acids. Gene Ontology annotation, biological process: regulation of signal transduction. Gene Ontology annotation, cellular component: endoplasmic reticulum membrane. The record is from RefSeq and is a predicted model, not a curated record. The transcript is spliced from 7 exons.